Octopus bimaculoides (California two-spot octopus) is the source of this 5714-nucleotide messenger RNA. Its product is annotated as amyloid protein-binding protein 2. Gene Ontology annotation, molecular function: protein binding; ubiquitin-like ligase-substrate adaptor activity. The record is from RefSeq and is a predicted model, not a curated record. NCBI's taxonomy places the organism in Eukaryota, Metazoa, Mollusca, Cephalopoda, Octopoda, Octopodidae. Gene Ontology annotation, cellular component: Cul2-RING ubiquitin ligase complex. Gene Ontology annotation, biological process: intracellular protein transport; proteasome-mediated ubiquitin-dependent protein catabolic process.
AAGAAAAAAAAGUAAACAAAAUAAAAAAGCAAACAAAUUUCCGUCUCCCGUCACCGAUCAAGAUGGCGUCGGCUUGUGUGCUACAGUGGGCUCCCGACUCUUUGUAUAACACAGCCAUAUCAGCUACCGUGGCCAACUAUAGUGUGUUUAGGAAGGACAUUCAGAACCUGACGGAGAGUGUGCAGUUUGAUAUAUUUUACAAGCUUUAUAUGAAAGGAAAUUUAUAUACGCUCGGAACGGAUUUGGCAGAAAUUGAUAAUUUUGCUAAAAUAUUAAAAGUCCUUGACAAAAGGUGUCUGCUGCACCAUUGUUUUCAAGCACUUAUUGACCACGGGGCCCAGGUGAACGAGAUCCUUGCCAAUGAGUUUUGUAAACGCUACCAACUUUCAGGCCAUCUGAAUGAGAACGAGAGGAACAAAGCCAUCCAACUUGGCACUGCACUCGCGAGUUUCUUCAAUGAAUCUGGUUGGUUCUUCAGCAGUGAGAGAGUUUACCACACAUGUCGGCUACUUUGUGACCAAGACAAAACCUACAGUGGACUAUGUAAAUUGUUAGAGUGUAAUGUCAGAUUACUUCAUGUACAGAAUUCCAGUUGUAAAUAUAGAGAAGCCAAUGAAACCUUCAAAGAGACAUUUAAGAUAUUGAAUAUAUUGAACCAGGCCAAUAUAUCCGUGAAUAAGGCCAUGUUGUAUGGUGAAUGUUGUGGUUUAUUUUUUGCAGAAAGUCAGUAUGAUCAGGCGUAUAAAUAUUGCAAUCUAGCUGUUCAACAACUCACACCAGUUUUAUCACCGAGGACGAUAAUUGAUGUUCUCCGUCAAUGUGCCAAGUUGUUCUUUCCCAGUGAACAUUUUGGUCAGCGCCAUCCCAAAUAUGCUGAUACAUUGCAAGAUUAUGGUUUUUAUUUAUUAAAUGUUGACUCUGUAGCAGCUUCUGUAAAAGUCUAUCAGAUGGCGCUAGAUAUUCGUCUGUCUGUCUUUGGUGGGAACAAUUUUCAUGUUGCUGUGGCACACGAGGACUUAGCGUACGCAUCAUAUGUCCAUGAAUACAGCUCAGGGAACUUCAAAGAUGCUCAACGUCAUGCUGAGAAGGCGAUAGAGAUUCUGUUGAAGAUCUUACCAAGCGACCAUCUCCUCUUAUCUUCAUCAAAGAGACUUGCCGAAACUCACCAUUUGAAAGCUAUUGAGAUCAAAGAACGUCUGUUGGGACCAGAUGACUAUGAAGUUGCCCUCUCUGUAGGGCACCUUGCCUCUUUGUACAAUUAUGACAUGAAAUAUCAUAUGGAAGCAGAGAGUCUCUAUAAAAGAUCAAUUGAAAUUGGUAAAAAACUGUUUGGUGCUGGAUACAGUGGACUUGAAUAUGACUACAAAGGCCUCUUACGCCUGUACCAAAGCCAGGGGGACAGAGAGAAUAUGUUACACUACAGUCGGAUUUUACAGGAUUGGAAUCGCAUUCGUGAUCAUACAAAUGCUAUUGAAGUAAAACCGUUGGACUUCUCAUUGGACCUAUCAGUCCAGGACCUUCACAAAUACGUUUUCAACUCAUAAUGCAACAACUCUCCAUGACUUUUAACAUUGUAGAUCAUCAAUACAUGCAACUGUAAACUUGUAAACAUCACACAAGUUGCAGUGUGAGUAUCUUGUGCAUAGAGAUGUGUGUCGGUGUAUAUAUGAUAUGUGUCUGGUGAAGAAAUAAUAAUAAAAAAAAAGUUAUAUUGCGUAUGGUGAUAGUAUGUGUGUGAGUGUGUACAUAAAUACAUUAAAUAUAUAUAUCUAUAAGGAAUGAAGACAAUGUUAUAGUAUGUGACGAUCGUUUCCAUGAGAACGGUUAUUAUUGUAUACUUAUGCAUUACAUAGAUAGAGAUUCUUAUGUAAUAAUGCCUGAUAAAACCGAAUAUUCAUUUCAUUUUGUCAGAUGCCCUGUAGAACGUUUGGGUGACAAUCAAUCUAUGACAGAUGCCAUUCCAACAACAUGCGAAAGAGAUGGAGGUGUAUCCGACAUAUUGACUGACUGGAGAAAUGUUUUAAUUCAAUAUUUGUUCCAACUGAUCGGUGUCUGAAAGAAUCGAGUGUGAGUGUGUGUGCGUAUGCUAUGUAUAGAUACAGACAUCAUCAUCUUUUAAUGUCCCUUUUUCCAUGCCGGCAGGAGUUGGACAGUUCAACAUGAACCGUUGAGCGAAGGCUGUGCCUGGCUCCACUGUCUGCUUUAACAUGGUUUCUACAGCUGGAUGCUCUUCCUGAUACCAACCACUUUACAGAUGUACCAAAUGCUUUUUCUUUUUUUUUUUUUGAGGCACCAGUAAUAAUGAGAUUGCCAAAUAACAUGCAAGACAGGAACCCCCCACUCAACUGAGGGAUCUUGUGUGUGUACUAACAGUAUGCCUCAUUACUCAGUCAAUUUGUGUGUAUGUAUAUAUAUGUAUAUAUAUAUAUAUAUGGUAUGUUUCUUGGAUGUGUUUUUGCACCUAAUUACUUUUAAUGUUAUCUCGUGGUGGUGGAUCUAUAAGUAUUAAUGAGUGACUAGAAACCCUCAUAGAUACAAAAUUUACUGCUUUGUCUUAAUUCGAAGUCCCUAUAAGCUAUCGCUGUCUUCUAGAUGUUUUUUUUCUCUACUCACUCAAACAUCAUAAAUACUACAGUGACAGACUCGAUUAUUUCACUUUCAAUGUCCUUUAUAAGUGUCUCAGAUUAGUUGGAACCUUAUAAAUGUUGAAUUAAACCAUCCCCCAGUCAGUCAACCUGGUUAGACCUUCAUCUGUGUGUGUGUGUGUGUCUCUCUAUCUCGUGUUACUUUCUCUUGUUGGGAUGACAUCUCCCACGAAUGGAUUGUAACCUAAUGAUUCUACACAACACCUGACGAAAUAAAAUGGAUAUUUUAUUUUAAUUUUUAUUAGUAUCAUUAUGUGACAAUGGUGGUGAGCUGGUAGAAUCAUUACCAGGCCAGGCAAAAUGCUUAGCGGUAUUUCACCAGUCUUUACAUUCUGAGUUCAAAUUCUGCCGAGGUUGACUUUGCCUUUCAUCUUUUCGGGGUCGAUAAAUUAGGUACCAGUGAAACACUGGGGGUUGAUGUAAAUGACUAGUCCCUUCCCCGAAAUUUCAGGCCUUGUCUUUUGUAGAAAGGAUUAUUAUUAUUAUGUGACAUGAAAUAAUAACCUCUGUAUAUAGGCGCAGGCGUGGCUGUGUAGUAAGAAGUUUGUUUCCCAACCACACGGUUCCAGGUUCAGUCCUACUGCCUGGCUCCUUGGACAAGUAUCUUCUACUACUGCCUCGGGUCAACCAAAGCCUUGUCAGUGAAUUUGACAGACGAAAACUGAAAGAAGCCCAUUGAAUAUGUAUCUAUAUGUGUGUGUAUGUCUUUGUGUCUGUGUUUGUCCCCCACCAACAUUUGACAACCAGUGUUGGUUUGUCUACAUCCCCUGUAACUUAACAGUUCAGCAAAAGCGAUCGAUACAAUAAAUACUAGGCUUUAAAAAGAAAUAACUGGAUCGAAACAAUUCCUUCGACUAAAAAUUCUUCAAGGCAGUGCCCCAGCAUGGCCACAGUGUGAUGACUGAAACACAUAAUAAAUAUGUAACAUCUAAGCAAUCACUAAGUAAUCAUUUUCAUGGAAACAAUCGUUACCGAAACAGAACAUCAUCUUCAUUCCUUAUUCAUUUAUUAUUAUUAUUAUUGUUAUUUACUCUGCAAUGAAGGUCCAAUACCUUGUUAUACAGUCUUUGGAUUUGCAGGGUGCAUAAGUAUUAUUAUUUAAUUAAUUAACAAUUGGUUGAUUAAUGAGGCGUACUGUUCGUACUCUUCUUUAAGCACUCCUUGAGCCAAGUACUUGGAUGGAGUACUAUGGAGGUGAGAGCCUGGAUCUAAAUCAUCCCUACCAUUAAAAUGUAUAUAUAUCUGUGAUGUUUGUGUGAAAGUGGUGUGUGUAUGUGGGUGGGGUGGGGGGCACACACAGGUGUGGUUGUGUGGUUAAGAAGUUCGUUUUGUAACCCCAUGGUUUAGAUCCAUUACUUGACACCUGAGCCAAGUGUCUUCUGUAGCUCCUGACUGAUCAAAGCCUUCUGAGUGGAUUCGCAAGGCAGAAACUGAAGGCACAUCUUGUUUGUGCAUGUAUGUAUCGUAUACACACACAUACACAUACGCCCAUGCAUGGGCAUUUUCAGACCUGGUGGAGUCCAAACCUCUCUAGGUCUGAUCACAUUUGAUUUCUUGUGGAAGAGAGAACGAAAGAGUGAAUGAAAGUGAAGAAUAGACCGCAGUGCAUGACUGGUACUUUACUGACCCCGAAAGAAUGAAAGGCAAAGUUGACCAUGGCAGGAUUUGUACUCUGAGCACAGAGAGCCAGAAUGAUUAUUACAAAGCAAUCAUUCUGACAGACAACUUUAGUCAGUUGUCCACCUUGUGUGUGUGUUUAUAUUUGCAAUCUGAAAGCUACAAAUGACGAUGUUGUCCUUCCCUGUUUCAACAAUUGUCCACUGGCUGAGUAUCUUGGAACAUAUGUGGAUUAAGAGAUCUCAUAAUUUGUGAAACGGGUAAAGGUAUUAGUGACAGAAGCGACAUUUGGCUGUCAAACAAAAUGUCUCAGUAAUAUAUUCCUCCAACCCAUGCCUGCAUGGAAAAAACAGAUGUAAAAAGAAAUGCAAAACGUUCUUUUUAGAAAUCCACUCACGAGGCUUCAGUUGGCAUGAUGCUGUAGUAAAAGACGCCUAAGGUGCCAUGCAGUGGGACUGAACUCAGAACCAUGCAGUUGGGAGUCAAACUUCUCAACCACACAGCUACACCUGCACCUUAUAUAUGUACACACACACACACUUAUGUACACGUAGUCAUUCAUUUGCUGGAAGCUGAAGCAAAAGACUUUAUGCAUUUAGUAAUUCCAUCAUAUUUCUUUGUUUCAUGACGAAAAGGGAAAAAAAAAAAUCAUUCAGUAUGUAAAGGAAAUUUCAUUCCCUCUUCUUCACCCCCACCCCUCUAAAUAAACUUCUGUGUGUGUGUGUGAUGUGCUUGGUUGCGACUGCCUUUGCUCCAAUCGUUGAGCAAAAGCUUAUUAACCAAGAUGUCGGGUUAGGAUCUGUCGGUGUACCUUGCUGUAGAAAGAAAUGGCUGUUGUCAAAAAGAAUCGUCUUCAAAUCAAACACUGCCAACUUCAUGGCAUGGUAAACAUCAAGGUAUUUAUCAAAGGAUUUCAGGACAGAUUUAAAAAGAAAAAAAAAAAUUUUUUUUUUUUUUUACGUAUUUAUGUCAGCCGUUUAGUCUUACAUGUUUUCAUCAAGGCUUUUAGCGGCAUUCUUUGCAUUCACAAACUGUAUUAUAUUUGUGACAUUCAAACCUUAGAUCUUAAGAAAUAGGGUUAUAUUAAUAUUAUUAUUAUUGUUGUUGUUAUUUUUAUUAUUAUUAUCAUCUUUUUCAUUGAAGCAACUCAUUAAUUAGUUAGGAUUGCUUCAUUUACAAUCACUUAUGCUUUCUGAAACAUAAUGAACAUCACAUAUUCUCAUAUAAAAAAAAAAAAAAAAAAAAAAAAAAAAUAAUAAUGAUAAUAAUUACGUCCUCAUGCCAUUUCCAAACUAUACGUUGUCUUUAAAAUGAAAACUGGACAAGCAGAACAUUCAGUGUCGAUAAGCAGCAGAGAUAAAACUGGUUAUCGAAAAUACAUUCAGAAAUAUUUCCAUACUGUAUAUAUUUCAAAUGAUGAAUGAAAUUAGUAAUUUUAAUUGUAAAUGUGAA